Molecule: messenger RNA, 2232 nt
Organism: Dentiscutata erythropus
Lineage: Eukaryota; Fungi; Glomeromycota; Glomeromycetes; Diversisporales; Gigasporaceae
Source: the annotation of a GenBank genome assembly
AUGGAUUAUUUGUUGAAUUCUUUAAAUCCUCAUGUUAUCAGUAAAGCGUUUUUUGGAUACGCUUUCACAAAUCCAGUGUCCGGUGCAUGGAACCCAGACCAAUCCAGUGUAAAAGUUAAUAUCGCUCCAGAAAAAGGAUUUAUGCGAAUUUCUGCCAUAAGAAAUACCACUAAUAUGGCAUGGGCACAAUAUUUCAUUGAUUCAAAUUAUCAUUUCCAACAACUUUCGAGUGGUACGAUUGAACUUCCCAUUUUUGCAAGUGCCGUAUUUAAUACCCUCGCGACAGUUGAUGAAGGUUAUGCUAUUCUUUACGCGAAUUCAUCUGAUCCAACUAAUUCGGCCGAUCCACUAAUUAUUCGUGCGGCAUUGUACAUUCAAACUAUUGGAUAUGGUGAACAGACUUUGGGAUCCCCGCUACUUCUCUAUCAAAUUCCAAUUCAAAACAUAUUAUUCGGACCGCUUUAUUGUGACAUUUCCCCAGUUGGUGUCGGCCAAAUUUGUACAUUAACCAUGUAUGAUAAUUCAACAGCCAAUGCAACACCAGCAACACCAACCAAUGCAACAGCAACACAAUCAACGCAAUCUAUCAGUAACAAUAACACUUAUUAUGCAAAAAUUUCAUUCUUGUCAAGUGGUUCAGUUAUUGAGUUUACUCCAAUAUCUAGAUCACUACCUACGCUACCUAAUGUCACAGAAUGGGUGGUUGCUUCAUUAUCAUAUGGAGGCUAUUUAUUGGUUGCUCAGACAUUGUCACCAACCAACUUAGUAAAUAUCUACGCAUAUGUCUUUGACGAGUACUCAGUCACAGGGCAACCCUGGGAUCUUCAAGAACCUACUCCUUCAAACGUAGCUGGUUCUUUCCAGAUUCUUCCAAAUAAUUCAAUUGUUGUUGCUCAACAAGAAUCUUUGAAUAGUUGGUCAUUUCUCGUUUCUGACUUACCCAAAUUUACAAAAAAUCUAGACAAUGGUUAUUCUAAUGUUCGUGUCAACACUACUUACCCUAAAAUUGGUGAAAACAACGAUGAACCAUUUGCAGGCUCAGUAUCUGGAUUAUUACGUCUAACUUUGGAUGGAACAACAUAUUAUGAAAGUCAAGAUUCUAACAAAUUCUUUUCCGACCUUCAAGCUGAUAUUUCAAAAAUUCUCCCCGUUUCCACUUCACGUUUAAGUUCUAACAAACAUGUUCAGGUUGAUUUUUCUAUUAGUCCAGGCCGACAAAUGUUUUUAUUACUUAAUAUCGAACAAAGCAGAGAUAAAAAUGAAAGAAGCGUUGCAUCACUUAUCCGAGAUUUAAAUACAAUGAUUCGUAAUAAAGAUAUUACACCAAUUGGGUCAGGCAACACUACAAAAUAUCUAGAUGAUACCUAUGGAUUUGUUCCAUCGUCAAAUUUAUGGGAUAAAUACAAGUUGAAACUGUUGGGAGUGUUCUUGGUAGCUUGCCUUUUGAUCUUUCUUUUCCUAUUGGCUCAAAGAAGAGAUAAAAAGGGUCACAAUAUUGCCAUUUUACAACUUGGCCUUAUUUUAUUUGACCUUAUCAUAGAUGUUUUAUUCUUAGUUAAUAAUGGUAAAGAUGUAGAAUUUCUAUACAUUCCCAGUGUAAUAUUUCUAGUAGCUCCAAUUUGCAUAAAUACUGCAUUAGCUUUUUCGAUUAUUACAAAGGAAAAUACACAACCAGAAUUUUUCUCAUGGUUUGUUCGACACGGAAAGGUUGCAUCAAUAUUUACCGUAUUGGCAGGAGCAGACAUUGAAGCAUUAGCCAUACUUAAAUCAAACCUUGCAGGGUUUUCAUUUUUCCAAGCACCUUUUUCAGAUGAAGCACAAUCAAGAAUAUUUUGGGGAGCAUGUUUAAAUAUAUUCACAGAAGAUAUACCUCAAGUAAUAAUUCAGAUCUUAUACCAAAGAAAUACUGUCAUAUAUGACAUUAUUCCACUUCUUACCCUUGUCUCAUCCUGCCUCAACCUGACAAUUAAUAUGAUUGGAAGAUUAUACCAAGCCACUAAUAGAAUUCGACAACAAAGAAAUCAAAGUUUUCCUAAAGUCAACGAAACGCCAUACGAUUCAUACGAUUUUGGAGGUAACCAACCCUUUCAAAUGCCAACUCCAAUGAUUUCUCAAGAUGAGUCCUCUCAUAAAACUGAUAUUAAAGGCGACAUACUUUCUGUUGAGUGUGAUAGCAGGAAGUUAGCAAAAAGUAAUUCAACGAGUAGCUUUCAAGAAAUGAUUAAUCAUUAA